CGGCGAGCAGGAGGAUGUGGCGGCCGUGCGGGGCGCUGCGGGCCGGGCCCCGGGCCUGGGCGCAGACGCGGGCAGCCCGGGCUUACGGCGGCGGCGCGGGCGUCUCCUACACGCAGGGCCAGAGCCCGGAGGCCCGCACGCGCGAGUACUUCUACUACGUGGACCACCAGGGGCAGCUGUUCCUGGAUGAUUCCAAAAUGAAGAACUUCGUCACCUGCUUCAAAGACCCGCAGUUCCUCGUCUUCUUCUUCUCUCGCCUGAGACGCAACCGCAGCGGGCGCUACGAGGCCGCCUUCCCGUUCCUGUCGCUCUGCGGCCGCGAGCGCAACUUCCUGCGCUGCGAGGAUCGGCCCGUGGUCUUCACGCACCUGCUGACCGCGGGCCGCGGGCCCCCGCGCCUCUCCUACUGCGGCGGCGGGGAGGCCCUGUCCGUGCCCUUCGAGCCGGCGCGCCUGCUGCCCCUGGCCGCCAACGGGCGUCUGUACCACCCCGCGCCCGAGCGCGCGGGCGGCGUGGGCCUGGUGCGCUCCACGCUGGCCUCGGAGCUCAGCGCGGCCUUCGAGUGCGGCCCCGGCGAGCCCGCGCUGCCCUCGCACGUGCGCUGGCAGGGCCGCCGCCUCGCCCUCACCAUGGACCUGGCCCCGCUGCUGCGCGGAGACCCUCCCGCCUGAGCAGCGCGGGGUGGCCCUCGGGGGCGCCCCGCGUCGCGCCGCCGCUGUCCGAGGUGCGGGCGCGGCCCCGCGCCAGGCCCCGCUCUCGCCCACGUCGCCCCGCACGCCCGCUCCGCGUGUCCUCGGGAUUGGCCCGCGCUGGCGACGUCAGGCCCGGGCGAGCCGCGCGGAGCCGGUGCGCGUGCGUCGCCCGCCCCCUCCCCGCCCGGCG
Ochotona curzoniae (black-lipped pika) is the source of this 882-nucleotide messenger RNA. RefSeq names its product chromosome unknown C8orf82 homolog (gene CUNH8orf82). The transcript has 3 exons. NCBI's taxonomy places the organism in Eukaryota, Metazoa, Chordata, Mammalia, Lagomorpha, Ochotonidae. The record is from RefSeq and is a predicted model, not a curated record. Bases 15 to 671 code for a protein of 218 amino acids.